Aureobasidium pullulans EXF-150 is the source of this 4074-nucleotide messenger RNA. RefSeq lists its product as uncharacterized. The coding region runs from base 1 to 4074 and encodes 1357 amino acids. The transcript is spliced from 3 exons. The record is from RefSeq and is a predicted model, not a curated record. Lineage: Eukaryota; Fungi; Ascomycota; Dothideomycetes; Dothideales; Saccotheciaceae.
AUGGAUCCAGCUAACCGGAAGGCCGUCCCUGGAACAGCCGAGAGGUCAGAUGUUACCCUUGACCCAUACCCACAGAGCCACAGGACAAUUUCUAUCUCCCGAAGUUGGUCUUCGGCAGUAUCAGAAAGGCCUUCUACUGUAUCCCCGAGUUCGCGCGACACCGUUGACCAAGACGAGCAAAUUCGCGACCAUCUGAUUCCAAGUGAUCUUGUGGACGACGACUAUCAAGCGCAGUCCAGUACGAACCCAGAGCAGACCAUUAACUCGCAAGACAACGCAGUAAAGCCGUCUGCGGAUCAUGGCCAGACAGCCUCGACCGAGAUCUCACCCGAAAAGCCAAUCCUCUUGGUUCACGAACACCCCACUGACUUGCAAUGCUGGAACCCAAUUUGGUUACGGAAACCAGCAAUUUUAGCCUUUGCAUUCAUUACCUUGGCUUGUAUGAUAUCAGUGGUAACUCUUUACCUCAUGUCGGAGUCACGAAAUGGUCUCGGCCAUCACACCGGUACCAACCAUUAUACCUGGAGGUACGGUCCGACAGCAGUCAUCACGAUCGUAGUGAUUUUAUGGUCUCAGCUAGAUCGCUCUUGUAAACUGCUUGCUCCCUGGCACUCGAUGUCACGACAAGUUGCUCCGGCGAACCGCACGGUUUGCCUCGACUAUCUUUUCGCUUUCCAGCCUGUCGCUCUAUACCAAGCAUUAAGACUUGGAGACUGGGCAGUCCUCUGUACCGGAAUUGGUUCAAUACUCCUCAAGUUAUCUAUCGUUGUUUCUACUGGUCUACUGCUCACUAGACCCGCAACUGUUACGACUUCGUCUUUGAAUAUCCUCCUCACCAACGACUUCCAGAUCGACAAAAUCCAAGAUAUUCUAGCAAAUACGAAUGCUGGCGAGACAAUUACCGGAAUCCAUACGAACCAACAGCCGUAUCCGAACUGGACCACAGAAACGGCGACUAUACAAUCGUUCAUAAUACCGGACAAUGUUCGGCUGCCCUCAGAAUACAUGCUGAAGACAUCCCUCAAUGCGUUCAUGGUCGGUCUCACGUGCGAGGUUGCUACAAUGAGAAUAACCCCUCGGUCCGGAAAGUCACCAAAUCAAGACUCCAACUUCAAUGCCACUAUAGAGUCACGAUCGUGUACAAUCUCCGUCUCGAACAUGCCUCGGAUGGAUCCCACCCAGCUCUAUGAUUUCUUACCCGAUUUGCCGGCAGAAAACUUCGUGUCAAACAGUUCCCUGUUCCAGUGUGAGAAUCAAGGAGUAGACGAUGAACGACUUAUGAUGUUUCUCACUAUGUCGAACCGAAAUUUGGAAAUCACGAACUCAAGUGCGAUUAUCUGUCGACCUGGUUAUACUCUGGGUCUCUUCGAAGUUGAGUACAAAACUACUGCAACGGAUCUUGAGGACGAAGUGAGCUUGCUUACGCAAGUUGGAGCUUCAAAUUACCCAUUCAAUGCCGAACAACGGAUGAAGCUGAACAAUGCGAUCUACAACUCUACUUGCGCCUUCCUACCGCUGCACAAUUCUGAAACAAUCACGGAAGCCCAAGCCAGUGAUUCUAGGAUGUUCAAUCUGAUGACCUUACUCCAAGGCCGUGACAAUUCAGACUCAAUGCUUCGACCAUUUUUGAAUGCCGAUAUCAUGACGCAAAGAGCGACACAAGUCUUCAGUGCGAUUGGUGUGCAGACCAUAGCAGAAGGCUUGCUCGUGCCUCGGGACCGUCAAGUGUCUGGACAAGCAACCUCUCGACAGCAAAGACUUGUUGUCGACCGCGUCUCUGCCACCUUGAUGAGUGUCGCGUUUGGGCUGAUAUGCAGUCUUUGCGUGGUGCUGAUCUUUGUUCGGCCAUGGAAUGUUGUGCAGCGUCGGCCGGCUAGUGCUGCCGAGAUCCUCAGUAUAUGCAUGCCCAGCACGUCUCUCAGAGCAUCGCUGCAAGGCUGCGGUCAUCUAUCCGAUGCAGACACACAGCAGAGAUUAACGGGUUAUAAUUUCUCAUUUGAAAAGACUGGACAUGGCAUCUUGCACCCUUUCGUUGUGGAAGCCAGUAAGCAGCCUUCAGCCAUGGAAUCUGCUCGAGAGACACAAGAAACGUCUCGUUCUAUUUCGUGGUGGCAUCCCUGGGGCACUAAGCUCGCAACCAAAGUCGCAGUCAUCUUGCUACCAUUAGCUUGUAUCGCCGUACUACAAUUUCUCCAAGCCAAGUCAAACGAUCACCAUGGCUUCGUCAGGUUACCAAACUCAAAACAGCGCAAUUUUGAGAUUGCGAACUAUGCCACCCAAUACCUGCCAGCUGCCAUCAUGGUCUCUACCAAGCUAUUGUUUGGGGGUCUUGAAGAUGUGGUCAAUGUCUUCGCACCUUUCGUUCCGCUCAAAAACGCGCACAAGUCAGAGACAAAAACCCAAUCUAAGAAGACAACAUGGCUACCUUCGUGGCUACGGAAGAGCGACGAUAACUCUUACGACACACUGCAAGGCUGCUCCCCCGACACCUUAGGAUACCAAGUAUAUGCCCGAAUCUCGUUUCUUGCGUUGAUCUCUGCAGUCAAACGCAAAUAUUGGGCUGUUGUGUUUGUAAGCUUGACUGCACUUCUCAGUCCUUUCCUCACUAUCAUCGUGUCAGGUCUAUACAGAUUGGAACAAACGUCUAUGGUCUAUCCAAUUUCCACUAGCAAGACAACAACAUUCAACUUGACUUGGCCUCGAAGCUGGCAGGGGAACGAUGAUGAUGCAGGACUGAGACUUAUACAAAUCUGGGACCACAAUGCAUCUUAUCCGCUUUGGACCUAUGGAGAUGUUGCUUUACCCAAAGUCGGCAUCGAGCAUCAAAACUUACCCUUCACAAACACCUCUGCCGGCCUGAACGCUCGACUCAAUGCGAUCUUGCCAGGUGUCAAGUCCAGGCUGGAUUGUGUUCCCACUUCGAAUCGUACCGUGUUCUCUGCUCCCAAAUUUGAACAGUUCAGUAGAACUGGUCCCUCCACACUUGACAUCAGAGUACCGGUGAACGUGCUGAACACUUGUCUUGGACAUCGCAUGCCUAACAUGCUCACCAUGAACCUCACAUUUAGCGUCUACGACGAGGAAACAUAUGUGGCGCAAAUUACAAACGUGCACAUUUUCCAACCAGCCAACAGCGCAAUCAACGUCACUAUCACCCCCGAUCGUCUCGCCGGUGGUUCCAGAGAGUCUGAUAACGGCGAAGAGUGCCCAUCACUGGCUUUCUACAUUGCGAAAUGGUCGCCGUUACCAGAAAUCGGUGACUACCAGCUUGACUUCACCGCCUUGUCGUGCAGACAGGUCGUUGACGAAGUUCAAGUCAACACGACCUUGCUGUAUCCUGCCAUGGAACUCGACCCUCAAGCCCCACCCGUUGUUCUUGAAGGCGUCACUACGAAUGUAGUUGACACUACACAUAACGGCUCUGUCAAAACUUGGCAAGUUGGAUUUCAAUUCGACGCUUGGGAUUCCAGUCAAAGAUGCGUCACAGCAGGGCCAAUCUCAACCAAAACCUUUCAUGUGAGCCGAUUCUACCAAAUGGUCGUAAACGGCACCAAGGAUGUAGCACCGACUCCACUCGACGACAUGAUAGGUGAUGGCAACAUCGAGGCGUUCUCACAAGCCACUCAGCGUGUGUAUGGCAUGUACAUGGCACAAGUCUUUUCCGGCAUGAAGCAGGAUCUCCAAACUCCAGUGAUCAUCCAAGCCACCAUUGAAGCAAUGACCGAAUGGCGAGUCCUUCAGCACGAGCCGUCCAAAACCGUCUUGCAGAUUAUCUUGGCCAUCAUGGCGGCAUGCGCUAUCCUGACCUGGAUCUUCAUGGACACCAAAGAAGUGCUUCCGCACAACCCUUGCGCGAUUGCUGGAAUGGCCAGUUUGUUUGCCGACAGCUCUUUGUGGGCCGAGGGGGCGUCGAAGGAGAUGCCUAGGCAGGAUGUCAACGGCAGAGAGGUAUGUGGAGACUAUGGGGUCAGCUUGGGAUGGCAUGACAGGUUCGUAAUCGAUGGUGAGGAGGGAACCGAGAGUACUCCAGACAAGUACUUUGGGAUUGACAAGAGCCACGUGCCGAAUCAGUGA